AGUCAUAUCAACGGCCAAAUAAUACUCCCUGACUGUAAGCCCGCGGUAGAAUUCGGCGGAUGAUCAAAGAGCUGAUGAGGCUCAGCGCAUCAACGGGAUGUGUCAUGCGGCGCAAAACUUCGAAUCUCUCUUCAUCAGACAUCUUCACGGGCAGUUUAGCCCUAUCAGCAACGCUCGGAGGCCCAGUUCAAAUGAUCCUUUCGGCUAAAUUGCAUUCGAGCUCCCCGCUUCCGACUUGCACAUGUCAAAGCGUGAAUUCGCAGCGUGGAAAUGGUUCUGGGGAUGUCUAAAGAUCGAUGGCCGGGUUCUUUAGUGGCUGGGAUAUAAGGGAUGCUGGCUUUUGGAUUCCUCGCCCUCGCGCUGAGCUUCGCGUCUGCAACGGCGGUCUUUGACACGCUCGUCCUUCAUGAACGGCGGGCGGUUGUUCCGCAGGGCUUCGUCGUGUCGGGAUCGGCGCCUGCUGAGAAGAUACUUCAGCUGAAGCUUAACCUGGCCCAAAACAAUCUCGAAGGGCUGGAGGCCGAACUGCUCGCUGCUGCGACACCGGGCAGUGCGACCUACGGACAAUGGCUUUCCAAGGACGAGGUCGACUCAUUCUCCACUCCCACUGCAGAGACCACUGCCGCCGUGUCCGAGUGGCUUUCCUCGCAUGGCCUCUCAUCAACACGCGUCUCCCCCUCCGGUGACUGGAUCUCCGUCAGCGUCCCCGUGUCCAAGGCGAACGAGCUGCUCGGCGCCAAAUAUCAGGUUUUCACGCACACCGCCAGCGGCAUCGAGUCGAUCCGCACGCUCGAGUACUCCAUCCCCGCGGCGCUGAAGGACCACAUUCGUGUCAUCACUCCCACGACGAGCUUCAGCGGCCCCCGCCCGCUUCCGCCCGUGAUGUCUGUGAGAAGCAAGUCGCGUGCGGCACCGGUGUCGGAGUCUCUCCAUGUUUCCUGCAACGACACGAUGACUCCCAGGUGUUUACAGUCCAUGUACCGCAUCCCAAAGACCCCUGCAAAAAGCAAGGCCGGUUCGAUUGGUGUUUCCGGCAUGUACGACUCGUAUGCGAAUAGGGAGGAUCUGGUGGACUUCCUCCAGGUGCAGCGCCCGGAUAUGAACUCCUCGACCACAUUCGGCUUCCUCUCGCUCGACAACGGGACGGACUCGCAGACUCCAUUCGAUGCCAGCGUCGAAGCUAACCUUGAUAUCCAGUACACCGUAGGCCCGGCAACCAACGUCCCAGUCACGUUCGUUUCUUUGGGAACCAAUAAUACUGAUGGCGCGGACGGCGGCUACCUCGAUCUCAUUACAGGGCUCAUUGCCCAGAGCGCUCCACCCCAGGUCCUCACAACCAGCUAUGGCUUGUUUGAUGAGACCUCUCUGUCUGAACCCCUCACCGUUGCCAUGUGCAACUCGUACAUGCAGCUGAGUGCUCGUGGAGUGUCUAUCCUGUUUGCUUCGGGGGACGGCGGUGUAGCUUCGACCCCUGGUGUGCAGUGCAAUGGAACAGCAUUCGCCCCCACAUUCCCUUCAUGCCCUUACUUGACUUUGGUGGGUGCCACCUCUGGCACUCCUGAAACGGGUGCGGGCCUCUCCGCGGGUGGUUUCUCCAACUACUUUCCCACUCAGCCUUGGCAACAAGCCGCCGUCACCUCGUACAUCAAGUCGAUCGGCACGCAAUACUCGGGCAAAUACAAUGCUUCUGGCCGUGGGUACCCGGAUGUCUCCGCCAGUGGUGUGAAUGUCACAGUGACUCAAAUCGGGGUGCCGGGUCCUGUCGACGGCACAUCCUGUUCCUCGCCUAUCUUUGCAUCCGUGAUCGGCCUGCUCAACGACCGGCUGCUGAACGCUGGGAAGCCUGUGCUCGGGUUCCUCAACCCGUGGUUGUACUCCAACCCACAAAUGUUCAAUGACAUCACCACUGGCAAUAACCCUGGUUGUGGGACGGACGGCUUCUCGGCCAAGGCGGGCUGGGACCCCGUCACUGGCAUGGGUACUCCCAACUUCCCUGCUAUGCUGAAGGCUGCUGGUCUUUGA
Mycena citricolor is the source of this 2022-nucleotide messenger RNA. The record is from the annotation of a GenBank genome assembly. NCBI's taxonomy places the organism in Eukaryota, Fungi, Basidiomycota, Agaricomycetes, Agaricales, Mycenaceae.